AACCAAUCGCGUGAGUUGAGGACGUAAAUAGAAACUUUUUAUUUAUAAAGCAUUGCGCCACCUGUCGGUACUAUAAACGAUAUAUCGAUUGGCCGGAAAUGCUAAAUCGAUUUUAAAAUAUAUGACCCAAUAGGAAACGCGCAAUUUUAAAAACCGCCAAUAAGAAAAAAAGCCAUGGCGGAAUGCUUCGUGACGAGACUAUAGUAGUAGAAUUCGCCAUUCACUACCACCUCGUAUGCUACGAACGCCGAGUAGGGAGUUGCAGGACCGGUUUUUGGUUUUUUUUUGUUCCCCAUUCACACCGGAAACCACGUGACUAGCGCCAAAGUGAGCGUGACACCAUCACUCCUAUCGAGUCGGACUGGUAUAAAGCUGCUGCAGACGUGCAAGCCAUUAAGGCUAAAGAACUGAGGUCGAUCGACGGUCACGUGAUGGAUUCGACCGAAAAUCCUGAAGGUGCCUUCCAGAAGAGGACUACAGAAGAGAAAGAGUAUGAGGAGGGGCACGAGGAUGCAAAGUACCAAAUGAACGGAAAGCUGGAAGACUGCGAUUUUGUGGUGCACAAAGCGGAUUACGGGGAACCGGAUAUACCGUCACCCGAUUAUAAUUCCGAGGAGGAAGAUUAUCAGGUGCACAGGAGCGAGGAUUACGUCGACAAUACGUCUUCGUACGCGUCAGACCCCCGCCGUUACAUCUAUUAUCAAGACGAGAAGGAACUCGAGGUCAUUCCCGAGGAGGACGAGGAGUUCGAGGACAUUCAAGAGAUGCAGAGUCCUUCGGGAAGUCACGUGAAGGAUGGUAUCGACGAUGAAAGUACAAAAAUCAGCCAGACAGAGUGUGAUUCGGGUGUCACGGAUGAUCAACGCAGCAGUGCUGCAGAGGAGUGCGAUUUAGAGGACGACGAAUGUGAUAAGCUGAGUCUGGGGGAUACAGACAGUGCCAAAGGUUCCCUACUUCCGGAUUCCGUCAGCCAGUCUCCCACUUGUUCCGACAGGCUGUCAUUCCGCGUGAUGGCAGAUUCCGGUCAUCCGCAGUCUCCGGAUGUGACGGGAACUCUUUCGAGUGACGAACGGACCAAGUUUGCUCAGGAAAACUAUUUAAUUCGCGAGACCCACGCGGAUCUCAACAUCAUGAAUGGCACCAAUCUGAAAGUUGUUAAGGAUAUGCAGUGUAAAGUUCAACAGGUGGAAGAAGUACAAAGUGUUCAGGUGGAUACUAGGCAGGCGAAUGCGACGGAAGAAGAAGAGGAGGAGGAGGAGCCGGACGUGAGGAGAACGAAGAAUCUGACUUCGUCUUGGGAUCCGACAAAUCUCCUUAACAAACUCUAUCGUUUGGAAUAUGUUCAAGUGCUUCCUAACAAAAGUGCCAUUUAUAUAAAUAUUGAAGGCUAUCUGGAAAAGUUACCUUCGGGGCGGAAGAAAGCCACUUACUGGAACCCCUGGAAGAGAAGGUAUUUUCAAGCCAAGGAUGGAUAUCUGUAUUGUUUUGAGAACAGUCAGUGCGACAAAGCGACGACCAAACUGAGCCUGAUGGGUGGUUCUGUGGAUAGUCUAGAAAACAACAUGCUGGGAAUCGACGACAAGAAAGGGCAUUACAUUGUUGUGAAGUGUGGCAACAGAGAAGAUAUGGAAGAGUGGAAGAGGGCCUUGCUCUCUCAGUGUGCGGAAGACGUAGCUCUAAGUUACGUUCAUCCCGUACAGUUUCCUCUUAAAAAUCACAGGGACGUGAUCAUCAUAGAUUUGGGUAGUUGUUCGAUACGCGCAGGCAUCUUGAUGGAUCAACCCACCCUACCGCAAGUGUUCUUCCCUACUGUUUGCUCCGUAGACAAGAUAAGUGGAAAAGAGACGUUUGGUAUGGAAUGCCUCUUACCAGACAUUAGGCAGAAAGCUACGUUAUCGUUUCCUGUUCUUCCUUCUGCAAAAAUUACAAAGUACACGUUCGACGUCGAAAGGUUUCCAAACUUACUAACUAAAGUAUUUCAGGAAUUAAAUGUAAAUCCUUCGCAAUUCAAGGUUCAACUCUGCAUUCCACGCAGUUUCAGUCUGCAGACACAAAUCAUCGUGGUUAAGACAUUGUUGGAAGAGUUUGGUGUUCAGGCCAUCAAUCUGACUCACCAGGCCAUUGCUUCGCUGUACGCAUACAAUGCGACGUCUGGUAUAGUGGUAGAUAUCGGUGAUCGUUUGGAUAUUCUUCCCAUAAUCGAUGGUUACAUAGUAGAAAGUGGAGUGAGUAGAUUACCGUACGGCGGACAAAGGAUAAUUCAUCACUUAAGACACAAUCUGGCUCAAAAGCACAUAAGUUUAGUAAGUGACGUGGAAUCGUUCAUUGUGAGAUACAUAUUGGAACAAUCGUGCUACAUAGCGCAGAAUUACGAAGAGGAGAUGGAAAGAUUCCGCAACGACCCCGAAAGCGUAGAAAAAUGCGUGUCUGUUAAAGAAUUCUUCCACGAUGAAUCCCCAUGGGAGGAAAUUACGUUAGAUUACGGGAGAUUUCAGGCACCGGAGGGAUUGUUCACACCCGAUUUAUGGGGACUGGAUAACCCAGGCUUACAUAAAUUAGUUCAUUUUGCCAUUAAAGAAUGUAGCAUGGAUAUCAGGAGAGAGAUGGCAAGAAGUAUUUACGUCAGCGGCGGUGUCUCUCUGUUAAACGGGUUUGCUGAACGAUUACAAGCAGAAGUAGAUAAGCUUACCCCUCCAACUGUAACACCUAAAGUCCACGCAUCUCCUUAUCGCUAUCACAUGGCAUAUUUGGGUGCCUGUCAGUUGGCCGCUUCUAAAGAGUUCGAUCAAGUGUGCGUUACACCACAGGAGUGGAAACAACAAGGAAAUGCUUGUCUAAAGAAGUGGCAUCUCUAACAAUAGCAUAUUUUACAGUCAGGGAGUACUUUGUAGUGCAGUUCGGCACAGAAGAAUCGGUAUAAUCUGGACUGCCAUUUUGUGUAUAACUUAAAAACAGGACCCAUUAGAGGCAUGCGCUACUUAAAAAUCAGCGUGCCAAUCUAC
Centruroides sculpturatus (bark scorpion) is the source of this 3002-nucleotide messenger RNA. RefSeq names its product actin-2-like. Lineage: Eukaryota; Metazoa; Arthropoda; Arachnida; Scorpiones; Buthidae. The record is from RefSeq and is a predicted model, not a curated record. The coding region runs from base 432 to 2855 and encodes 807 amino acids. The transcript is spliced from 16 exons.